Molecule: messenger RNA, 984 nt
Organism: Physella acuta
Lineage: Eukaryota; Metazoa; Mollusca; Gastropoda; Physidae
Source: RefSeq, a predicted model, not a curated record
UAAACUCACGUCAUCAACCACUCACCACAUAUCACAAACACAUCAUGAUAACAACAACAAGCUAUUUACAAACGUUUGGAUGAGAAACACAUUUUCAUAGUACAAACAUAUUGAUAAAAAAAAACAAUGAUGACCGUCGCAUUUUGAUAGCUAGUACAUGCUGAAAAAAGGUCCACACAUAUAGACACCUCACACAACAUGACUCAACGCAUCCAUUAAGAAAUACCCACGGCAAUCAUAUUAGUCUGGCAUGUUACAAGUCUAUCAAAGCAUUGGGAAUUUGUGUGAGAUAGUGGGAAAAAAGGCCGCAGUCAGUUGUUCAUAGUCCUAUCUUUACAGGCUUCUUAAAAUGUGCCCGGCACGCCCAUCAGAUCACUGAACCCCCCCUGCCCCACGUGACCAGCCGCCAUGAUGCACCUCACCAUUGAAAUGAUUCCACUGUUCAUGGCUAUGGUAAUCGUCGUGCCGCUGACGUCAGAGGUCGUGAGAUCAGUGCUGGAGGAAAAACUGGACUUUGACCACUUGAUCGACCGAAAUCUGCUCAGGGUGGUGGAGAUUUUGAUCGCGUUCAUGGUGUUCCCCACAGCGCUGGUCUACAUCAUCUGCAUGGGCGCCUACCUGCUGUGUGUGGAGAUGUCCCUGGUCUCCAUAGCUCUGGUCAACUACAUCAAGGGGCCGCGCAUCAUCGAGAACUUCUUCUACUACGUCUCAGUCGUCUCCGUGUUCCUGGGCUGCCUGCUCAUGGUCGAGCUCCUCUUGAAGUUUAUCUACGCGGCCUUGUAGCAAGGAGACAUUGAUUUCCUGGUCUCGUGAACAGUUGAUUUGUUGAUCAAAUAGUUGUCGAACACGGACAUAGGUCAGCCGUGCAUGAAUGUUUACCUGUGUUCUUUUUUUCCCACUCAUUCCAUCGCUAUUGUAACACCAGAGUGCCAGAGCCUAAAGCAACACAUAUCAUUGUUAAGGUAUAUCUGUCAUCCAUAUUUC